AUGUUCAGUUGGGAAUGUGCGACUGAACUGCUCAAGCGAGGGGCGGCGAUGCAAACGUACGAUAACCAGCAGAACCAGGACCUUGGAAUGGCCCUUCACAACGGGGAUCUUGACUCGGCGAUUGAUAUAGACCGCACAGGUCUCUGUCAGGUUCAGGUGAAGAAUUCCGUGAAGUCUGAAAGGGUAGCACCGAAUCCAGAGGCGGCUGGAAAGUGUCCCAACACUUGUCCAAUCCUGUCAAUAGUCAUGCAGCUUGGGGUGGACGAGGAGUACCACGGCCCACUAGUCGAGAUUGAUACGACGACAAUACAAACCGACACUCCUGCUGGCAAUACACGCUCUAGCACAAGCUCCGACCCAACAGACAUAAAACGAUGUCAUUAUUCUAGUGUCCUCUAUGGCUGUGUGGCGGCCACGUACUCCUGCGUUGGUGGUCACGCGGCAAUAUAUGCGACUCUCCUUCGAACACCAGCACUGUUCCACAACUACUCUAGAGAUAAGUACCCAGACUUUCUCACUGCAGCUCAUGAAUUGUCUCCCAACAUGAACAAAGACGGCAUAUUUUGGACAAAUUGA
This is a messenger RNA of Marasmius oreades (fairy-ring Marasmius), 576 nucleotides long. RefSeq lists its product as uncharacterized. NCBI's taxonomy places the organism in Eukaryota, Fungi, Basidiomycota, Agaricomycetes, Agaricales, Marasmiaceae. The record is from RefSeq and is a predicted model, not a curated record. Bases 1 to 576 code for a protein of 191 amino acids. The transcript has a single exon.